Messenger RNA from Penicillium verhagenii, 1236 nucleotides. RefSeq names its product M20 family metallopeptidase. Lineage: Eukaryota; Fungi; Ascomycota; Eurotiomycetes; Eurotiales; Aspergillaceae. Gene Ontology annotation, molecular function: dipeptidase activity. The coding region runs from base 1 to 1236 and encodes 411 amino acids. The transcript has 3 exons. The record is from RefSeq and is a predicted model, not a curated record.
AUGACCGUGGUUCCUGUCUCAGUUUCGCCCAGUGAGGCCCAAAUUGCCGUCGAUGAGGCAUUGGAGAAAGUUGCGAAGCAGCUUCGUGAUCUAAAUCAUUACAUCUGGUCAAACCCCGAAUUAGCUUAUGAAGAGCACAAGGCACAUGACGCAAUCUGUGAUUUCCUUGAGAGCCAGGGUUUUACUGUUACAAGACAUGCCUUUGGUGUCGACACUUCGUUCGAAUGUAUCAGUGGAACAGAGGGCCGAAUGAUCAACUUCAAUGCGGAAUAUGAUGCGUUGCCCGACAUUGGACACGCUUGUGGACACAACCUGAUUGCUACUAGCAGUAUUGCGGCCUUUCUGGCCCUGAGUCACCUGCAAAAGAAGUUUGGAUUGGGUGGUAGAAUUCAGCUUCUGGGUACGCCUGCCGAGGAGAAUGGCGGCGGAAAGGCCAAGCUUCUCGACGCCGGAGCUUAUAAGGGAGUCGACAUCUCCUUGAUGAGUCAUGGUGGUCCAUCAAAUAUGACUGGAACUCCAAGUGAUGGUUGCGCCGGUGUAUUGAUGAACGCCCGCAAGGAGCUCCAUGUCGAAUACUUUGGAAAGAACGCCCACGCAGGUGGUAACCCCUGGGAUGGCGUCAACGCCCUUGACGCGUUGGUUCAAGCCUAUAACGGUAUUUCGACUUUGCGCCAGCAGAUCUUGCCCGAUGAACGUAUCCACGGAGCGUUCCUUGAUGUCCCCAAGGUCGCUAAUGUGAUCCCCGCGUACACCAAGUCUUACUGGCAGAUUCGCAGCCCGUCAUUGAAUGGAUUGAACAGUCUUAUUGCCCGAGUCCGGGCCUGCGUGGAGGGGGCUGCUGUGAUUACGGGCUGCACAGUGAAGAUUGUUGAAGAGGGACUUUACACCGACGUCGUUUUGAACUCGACUUUGUGCGAGCGAUUCACAGAAAAUAUGCGCGGCUAUAAGAGAGAGAUUAUUCAAAAGUACGACAAGGUCUUGACCGGUAGUUCCGACGUCGGAAACGUGAGCUACGCAGUUGCCACUCUCCACAGCAUGUUUAGCAUUCGCGCCCCCGAAGGAUGCUUCCCGCAUCACCCUAGCUUCACUGCUUGUGCUGGUACGGACGAGGCUCACGAGGAGGCUCUUCUGACUGGUAAGGGUCUGGCCCUUACCGGAUGGGAUAUGUUGACCGAUGAUAAACUUUUCGAAUCUGCCAAGUCCCAGUGGGAAGGACAGAUUCUGCCCAAGGCUUGA